ACGCAAACACGUCGGUAGAAAGACGGAAAAUGGCAAAUGGCGAAACAAUUUGAAUGCCAGUUCAAAUAAAUAUUUGUGAGAAAUUUGCGUUAGCUGGGUAAAUGCGGCCUGAAAAUAAUGUGAUGCGGACGGUAUGUGAUGGCGAGCAAGGAAGGAACUGGCCAUCAGCAACAGUUUGUUGAAGAAAUUGACUACAAUGAAAUCGAAACACAGGAGAUUGUUGGGAAAGGCUCCUUCGGAGUUGUUUGGAAAGGACGAUGGAGAGGUCAGUAUGUGGCGGUGAAACACAUAAACUCUGAGGGAGAGAGGAAAGCAUUCACCGUCGAAGUGCGCCAGCUGUCCAGAGUUGCACAUCCCAAUAUUGUCAAACUCUAUGGUGCAUGCACAAAAAAUCCAGUCUGUUUAGUUAUGGAGUACGCUGAGGGUGGCUCUUUAUAUAAUGUGUUACAUUGUAAUCCACAACCCUACUACACAGCAGGCCAUGCAAUGAGUUGGGCACUCCAGUGUGCUCGUGGGGUUGCUUAUCUUCAUAACAUGAAGCCAAAACCAUUAAUUCACAGAGAUUUAAAGCCUCCUAAUCUUCUUCUUAUCCUGGGUGGUCAGACUCUAAAAAUCUGUGAUUUUGGAACAGCCUGCGAUCUGAAUACUUACAUGACUAAUAACAAAGGCUCUGCUGCUUGGAUGGCGCCUGAAGUCUUCGAAGGAUCUCGGUAUACAGAAAAAUGUGACGUGUUCAGCUGGGGCGUUAUUUUGUGGGAGAUUUUGUCACGCAGAAAACCAUUCGACGAUAUUGGUGGUUCUGCGUACAGAAUUAUGUGGGCUGUGCAUAUUGGGCAAAGACCUCCAUUGAUGGAUGGUUGUCCUAAACCGAUAGAAGACCUCAUGACUCGAUGUUGGAAAAAAGUUCCAGAAGAGAGACCAUCAAUGGAUGAAGUUGUUCAAAUUAUGACCACUCUCUCAGAAUUCUUCAACGGUCAAUUGGAUCCUGUUGAAUAUUCUUUAAGCAGUGAAAUGGACGAGGAAGAUGGUGCUGACGACACAUUGGAUAUGCCGAGUACGUUAAACUCGCAAAUCAAUGGUUCUGUAAGCAAUGGCACAAAUCAGACACCAACGCCAACGGACAAUCAAGUUAUGUCUGAAAUUCAAUUUACACAACCAGAAACCAGCUCGUCACAGUCUCAGGUACCGCAGACUGAUUGUAACACAGGGUACCUCACACCUAGGCUGAACCAAGCUGGAACACAGUUCCUUGGACUUCAGAAUAAUUCUAAGCCCAACUUGCAAACUGGCGGUAAAACAGAUAUCACGCCACAGAGACCUCCUAGAGGUAUACCCGUGACUCAACGAACCAGACCAUCACCAUCAGUUUUAAAUGACCAUACUGCACCGAUAGAGAUAGAGUGUGAUCCAAAUGCUUGGGAGUUGACCACCUCCGAUGAUUCUUCAUGGGAGAUACGUAAUAUGGCGGGAUUGGACAAAAUGGUUCCAAAAACACACAAAGCUCCUCAAGGAAGCAGCACAACGAGUGAAGAUUUGGAAAACGUCUAUCGGCUGCUGGAUGCAGAAUUGAGGCCACUCACUCCGGAUUAUACGUGUCAACAAUCCCGGGAGAUCUUUGAGGAGCAUAAGCAACUUGCUCAAGAGUAUCUCAAGGUACAAACAGAAAUUGCGCUUUUAGGACAGCACAAAAAUGAGAUGCUCAAAAAUCUCAGCGUUGACAGUCUACGCCAACAACAAGAACUCCGUAAACUGGAAGAUGAGAAAGAAUCCUUGGUGAAACUAUACUGGAAUUUGAAGAGACAGUUAGAAAUCAUGAAAGGCCAACGAGGCGGUGGCUCAGGAGGUGCGCCUGUAGCCAUGGGAUCUGCAGUAUCUGGAGAAGAUGGUUGGGUAGUUGUUCCAUGUCAAGACCCCUCCAGGCUCUCUUGAAUGUGCAUUCUUGGAAAGAUGCACCAAGGUCUUCGUAUUGAUAAAAUAUGUUUUUAAAUACAUAGUUUUAUCGCUAUUUAAGAUCACUCAGAAUAAUUCUUCAAUGUAUAUCAGAGUAAAAGAAACGACGACUGAAUUAGGCAAGGCCUGAACGAUGAUCUCUCGUUUCUUCAAACAUGUGUUAUCCAGUAUGUUUAUAAGAAUAGAAGCCAGGAAUGGUUUUUUGUACAGAAGACUAGUACUGCGUUGCUAAACUUCGAAAGACAUUCAACAUGGGGUACAAUGCGCCCAAAUAAGUUCAGCUAAUGAGUUAAUGUACAGAGACAUCCGAAAAUCAAAUGAAUAUUUUCUAGUAGUAAUUAGUGAAGUACUACAAUGGGCAGAUACACAUCGAAAACGAUCUGUAACGUAACUUGACCGAAUUUAACACAAAUUUUUAUUCAUCUACCCGAAUAGUAUCAGGGAUUUCAAACUUCUAAUUACAUUUUCACCACCUCUUUCAAUAUCUUCAAAGUGUUUUUUUAAAGAAGGUACACCAAAUGUCUCCAGAUAAGAUUGAUAGCAAUAUUUAUCAAUUAAUAUCUUUAAGGCGACGAAAAUCAUACACACCUCAAUUUAAAAGAUCAUAUUUGAAACCAAAGUUGGUGAAAAAAAAAAACAUAAGGAAUAGGUGUAUCAUACAAAAUAGAAAUUCCUAAGCAUUGUAUGGAAAACAACUUAUGAGUAAUGAUGAAAGUUUAUUAGUAGUGGUACAUUCUUUAUAUUAUGUCUUCUAGUUAUAUAUUUAUACAAAUUUGAUACACUGGUUUUAAAAUAAUUACUAAUGAUUUUAACCAGCGCUACGAUUUAAAACAAAUAGAAUUUGAACUGUCGUAGGUAAUAUACAUACCUAUACACACACACACAUACACGAACAUAUGUUUUCAAGAUGAAAUUUACAGUACGUCGUAAAAAUUUCCUUUGAAAUAUACAGUUGACAAACAUACUUAGACUGUGCUCAGAAUGAUGUACAGGAGAAGCGCGGCCAAGGUUAUUGAACUGUACUUAUUACGCCAUUGAAUCACUUCCACGAUAUUCUGCUGCCAGUUUGGUGUACUUUAAAAUUCUGCAAUUAAAACUAUUCAGCUUCAACAUGAACAAAUCUAUUCUCAACUCUAAUAAGUUUAUGUUAAUAGUAUAUCGAGAAAAUCACUCAACUUAUCAUACUUAAUCAUAGGGAGCGAAUGUCUUGAGAUUGUGAUUCAACUUUGUCUGUCCAACAACAUUUCUUACCUGCGCAAAUUGCAAACAUUUCCUGCACAGCCAGUUUAUUUAAGUUGCAAGAAAAAGGAAAUAAUAGGAUACUUUAAACCGUUCUGUGCUUUAGUAUUGUUAAAUUUUUAAACCGAAGCAACAUACAUAUAAUAUUCUAGUCGAAUGUUGUAAAUAAUCGAAGAUAUUGUUCUAUCGUAUUCCCAUAAUUUUUAAAUAUAAAGUACCUAAAGUGCUGGACGGUGAACGUGUGCUAGU
Molecule: messenger RNA, 3438 nt
Organism: Diprion similis
Lineage: Eukaryota; Metazoa; Arthropoda; Insecta; Hymenoptera; Diprionidae
Gene: Tak1
Product: mitogen-activated protein kinase kinase kinase 7
Exons: 9
Coding region: 139-1929 (596 amino acids)
Biological process (GO): protein phosphorylation; positive regulation of canonical NF-kappaB signal transduction; JNK cascade
Molecular function (GO): magnesium ion binding; MAP kinase kinase kinase activity; ATP binding
Source: RefSeq, a predicted model, not a curated record